This is a messenger RNA of Mycena indigotica, 1572 nucleotides long. RefSeq names its product Glycoside hydrolase family 51 protein. Gene Ontology annotation, biological process: polysaccharide catabolic process; L-arabinose metabolic process. The transcript is spliced from 13 exons. The record is from RefSeq and is a predicted model, not a curated record. NCBI's taxonomy places the organism in Eukaryota, Fungi, Basidiomycota, Agaricomycetes, Agaricales, Mycenaceae. Gene Ontology annotation, molecular function: alpha-L-arabinofuranosidase activity. The coding region runs from base 1 to 1572 and encodes 523 amino acids.
AUGCCUGACCCCUCCAUUCACGUUGACCCCGCUCGUAAAAUCGCGCCGGUCGACCCGCGAAUCUACUCCGGCUUCACAGAGCAUAUGGGACGAUGCAUCUACGGCGGUAUCUACGACCCAGACAACAGCGCUCUAGUCGACGAGAAGGGCUUCCGAAAAGACGUUCUAGCUGCAUUGAAGGAAUUGAAGGUGCCUGUCGUCCGGUACCCUGGUGGGAACUUCGUCAGCACAUACCGCUGGCAAGAUGGGAUUGGCCCAAAGCAUCUUCGACCACGGCGCCCCGAGCUCGCAUGGCUCACAGAGGAGUCAAACCAGUUUGGCACGGACGAGUUCAUGGCGUGGUGCAAGGAGCUCGGGGCCGAGCCGUACAUCUGCCUCAACAUGGGGACUGGGACCCUUGAAGACGCUCUGGCUUGGCUUGAAUAUUGCAAUAGCUCUGCCACUACCCAUUUCGCCAAUCUCCGACGUGCAAACGGCCACGCAGAGCCAUACCGUGUGAAAUAUUGGUCGUUGGGUAAUGAGGUCUGGGGUCCGUGGCAAGUCGGACAGAUGUCCGCAGAGGAUUACGCCAAGAGGGCAUUUCAAUGGGCGAAAGCCAUGCGAUUGCUCGACCCGACCAUCCAGAUAAUUAGCUGCGGAGAAACCGGAUUCUCUAGUUGGGAUUGGAUAACGUUGAAGACGUUGGCGCCCGUGGUGGACUACCAUUCUAUUCAUCGUGGGUUUUCCAACCGGCUUCAUUCAUUCAAUCUCAUGGCACUCCGCUCAGUUUACACCCCCAGUAACAACCACGAAGCCACAGUCAUGGGACCCGUUGCAGCUGAAAAGGGCAUCGAAAUAUCGAAAUCCCUCAUCGACCUCGCCUUAAUCGAGCACGGGUUAGACAAGGAAAUUACAGUUUGUUAUGAUGAGUGGAACGUCUGGGAUCCGAUUCGGGCGCCCGGUGAGAAAGGCGCGGAGAUGCAUUACAAUUUCAGCGACGCUCUUGCUGUCGCUUCAUGGCUCAACGUCUUCAUUCGAAAAGCAGACGUUGUCAAGUUCGCGUGUAUCGCUCAGAGUGUCAAUGUCCUUUCGCCCAUAAUAACCUCCCCGACAAGCCUCUUCAAGCAGACGUCGUAUUACUCACUCCACCUCUUCGCCAAUUGGAUGCAGGGGACAUCUCUUUCGAUCCACAGCACCACAGAGACGGAUGAUGACUAUUAUAGCGGCCCCACAGAGCCCGCGUUCAUCGCCAAGCUCGCAGGGCACAGCCCAAGCUCGUUGAAAUUGACGAAAUGGAUCGACGUCAGCGGGGUCUUGUCCGAAGACGGAAAGCAGGUCCGCCUUGCCAUUGUCAAUCGCAACGCGACACGCUCUUAUGAUCUCCCGGUGAUAUUUCCUGCAUCAUCUGUCCACGGAGCGCAGUUUCGCGUAGGCACGGAGAUAACGGUGCACGAACUGUGGCAUCCAGAUCUCGAUGCCCGGAAUGAUUUCGAGGAGGAGAAGGUAAAUGUCCAGGUCCGGAAGCAAGUUUGGGAUGGAAAGCUGGCGGUGAAAGAGCACUCGUUCCAGGUGGUCGUAUUUGACUUGAUUUAA